Diatraea saccharalis (sugarcane borer) is the source of this 309-nucleotide messenger RNA. NCBI's taxonomy places the organism in Eukaryota, Metazoa, Arthropoda, Insecta, Lepidoptera, Crambidae. The record is from the annotation of a GenBank genome assembly.
AUGAAAGGCCGAGAUAUAGGAUCGACAGAGCUGUGCUGCGUAUCAUGUGGUGUGCAGUUCACUUAUGAGGAUUGUACAGCAUGUGUGAAAAUAGAUGGCAACAUGUCGCCCUGGUUAGGCGUCAAUAUUAGUGUCAGGCAGGGUCACGUGUUGUCAGCAAGGCUGUUUAUGGUGUAUUUCAACAGUUGUCUUCAGAGAAUAAAAACUAUGAAUGUUGGAUUGCAAAUAGGUGAUCUAAUUGUUAACUGCAUUCAGCAGCAGAUGAUGCCUUGGUGCUUGCAGAAAAUCCAACUGAUCUGCAAACUCUAG